AAAAAAAACCAACAAAUAAGUUUGCAUUCUUUUUUUUUUCUCUCUCCUUUUUUUUUUUUGGUUGAUAUGAAUAAACUGCGUCAAGUGUUUUCGUCCAAAGACGCUACAAAAAAGCAACGGUUCUCCAUGUUGCUCUCUAAAAAACAAUCUUCAGAUCCUCCUAUUUCUUCACUCAGUGUGUCUAAUAUAUAUGACAACAAUGACCAUCCUAUUGACCUGUAUCGUCCUCGAUCUGUGCAACCCUCACUCAGUGAUGAUCAUUCCAUCGCAACCACAAACAGCAGCAGUCUCAUGUCUCAUCAAAACAAUAGGUCAUCAGAAGAUAGAAAGCAAGAUGAAAUUCAUUUACAGAUGGGCCUUAAAUACCACGAAAACGGACAAUUAGAAAAAGCAACGUAUUAUUGGCGUCUUUGUGCAGAGAACGGAUAUCCCCUCGGCCUAUUUUUUUAUGGUAUUGCACUUCGACAUGGCUGGGGAUGUAAAAAGAACCCAGCACAAGCUGUGCAGUACUUGCAGACAGCGGCUGAAUCUGCUGUCUAUGAUCUUCAGUCCACAACGGCUGCCUAUACAGUAGCCAAAUCAGAACUCGUGCUGGCCAUUUAUGAAUUGGGUGUCUGUUUUCGGCAUGGUUGGGGUGUGCCCAAGAAUCUGUCUACUGCUACCUAUUAUUUCCAGGUGGCUUCUAACUUGGGUGACCCUGAUGCUCAAAAUGAUUUAGGGUUUUGUUAUAUGCAUGGCUUGGGUAUCAAGAAAGAUGUCUACUUGGCUGCCAGAUACUAUCGAUUGGCUGAACGACAAGGACAAGGUAUUGUCGGUAAUUCUUGGAUCUGGAAAUCCAAAUACGAUCAAAAAAAAAAAGAAAUAACACAUGCAAGCUGGUCUCGUUGUAAAUAAGUUUUAUCUGUAAAAAAUAAUAAUAUUUAUCCAUAGCUGAGUUUCUCUCUUUAUAUUCUGUGAAAAAAUAAAGCAAAAAUCAGAUUCCACAAAUUAAGCAGAGCAUGAGAUACAUAAAUAAUGUCUAUAUUAGGCUAUAAGAAAGAGCAGAGAAUAGAAAAGAGAUACACUGGUAACAGAUAUUA
Molecule: messenger RNA, 1079 nt
Organism: Gilbertella persicaria
Lineage: Eukaryota; Fungi; Mucoromycota; Mucoromycetes; Mucorales; Choanephoraceae
Exons: 2
Coding region: 67-894 (275 amino acids)
Molecular function (GO): protein binding
Source: RefSeq, a predicted model, not a curated record